This is a messenger RNA of Chrysoperla carnea, 356 nucleotides long. RefSeq names its product NADH dehydrogenase [ubiquinone] 1 alpha subcomplex subunit 1 (gene ND-MWFE). The record is from RefSeq and is a predicted model, not a curated record. The transcript has a single exon. The coding region runs from base 102 to 314 and encodes 70 amino acids. NCBI's taxonomy places the organism in Eukaryota, Metazoa, Arthropoda, Insecta, Neuroptera, Chrysopidae.
CUAAAUCCAUUUAUUGUCAAGUCGGGGUUAUAUAACCUACAAAAUUUUUGAGUAAUUAUCGGGGAUCAUUUAUUUUGGAAUAAAAAUUUUCUUGGAUAAGAAUGUGGUACGAAAUUUUACCAAGUGCUGGAAUAAUCUUAGUUGCAUUAGCUGUACCUGGAUAUGCAACAUUCUAUCUAAAUAAAGCAGUUUUUGGUAAUGCAUUUCGACGAAAUUUGGAUUUUCGAUGGGAUCGACAUAUGAUGCAACGGGAUGAACGUUUAACUGGCGAUGCUUAUAAGCAAAAUGGUUUAGAUGCAAUUCCAGAUAAAUAGAAAAAUUUAUAAUUAUUUUGUAGUUCAUUAAAUAUUUGAAAA